AGUCGGUUUGAUUGCCGGUAACGGGUCACCGGCGAGACCGACAGAUAUGUUGAGAAAAGACGAAAGAGUUUCAUGUUAUUUGCUUAGGCUUUUAGCCAAACUAAUAAGAGCCGUCUUCACUUUGUCUUUAGUUGUUUUAUUUUGAACAAAUACUCUCUCCGUUUACCAAAGGUCAUUUCUUUCUCUCACUUUGAUUAGAUUUCUAUCUUCCUCCUUUCUCAGAAAUUCUCAUUCGAUCUUGUUGUUAACGAUGAGGAGGUGCUUCUCCAAAAUUACUGAUUGCUACUUGGGUUUCAAGAAUUCCAACUUCUUCUUGGUAAAGGUUGGUUCUGAAGUUGGGUCAGGUUCAGUUACAAGAACCAUUACUACUACUAGUGAGCGUUCAUUUAGCACUAGUUAUGCAGCUCAUCAAGUUGAUCAGACCAAAGACAGUCCUGUCUCUGACAUGUUGAUUGAUUCUUUUGGUCGGUUACAUACCUACUUGAGAAUAUCUUUGACAGAGCGGUGUAACCUCCGGUGUCAGUAUUGUAUGCCUUCUGAAGGUGUGGAGCUUACUCCUAAGCCCCAGUUGUUGUCACAGUCUGAGAUUGUUAGGUUGGCUGGUCUUUUUGUUUCUGCUGGGGUUAACAAGAUUCGGUUGACCGGUGGUGAGCCUACCAUUAGGAAUGAUAUCGAAGAGAUUUGUCUCCAGUUGUCUAGUUUAAAAGGGUUGAAGAAUCUGGCUAUUACUACCAACGGUAUCACUCUUGCGAAAAAGCUACCUAAGCUUCAAGAAUGCGGGCUUGAUUCGCUAAAUAUUAGCUUGGAUACUUUGGUCCCAGCAAAGUUUGAGUUUCUGACUAGGCGUAAAGGGCACGAUAGGGUUAUGAAAUCGAUUGAUACUGCUAUUGAGCUUGGAUACAAUCCUGUGAAAGUCAAUUGUGUUGUCAUGAGGGGAUUGAAUGAUGAUGAGAUUUGUGAUUUUGUGGAGUUGACACGCGAGAAGCCAAUCAAUGUUCGGUUCAUCGAGUUUAUGCCAUUUGAUGGAAAUGUUUGGAACGUGAAGAAACUUGUGCCUUAUGCAGAAGUGAUGGAUAAAGUGGUCAAGCGCUUUCCGAGUAUAAAACGUAUGCAAGAUCACCCGACUGAAACAGCUAAGAACUUUACGAUCGAUGGGCAUUGCGGUUCUGUUUCUUUCAUCACAUCCAUGACAGAACACUUCUGUUCUGGCUGCAAUAGAUUAAGACUUCUUGCAGAUGGGAACUUCAAAGUUUGCUUGUUUGGUCCUUCAGAGGUUAGUUUGAGAGAUCCUCUCCGGUCUGGUGCUGAUGACGAGGCACUCAGGGAAAUUAUAGGCGCUGCUGUGAAGAGGAAGAAAGCCGCACACGCUGGAAUGCUUGACAUUGCCAAAACAGCUAAUAGACCAAUGAUACACAUUGGUGGCUAAGCUCCACUGAACGUUGGUGAAGUUCCUGAAAAUUCACUACAAGGAACGUUUGAGUUUUAUAGAUAGUAAGAAUCUAUCCGCUGGUCCCAACUCUGUGACAAACUUUUUUGCAAACAAGAAGACUGAAGUGUGUCUCAAAAUGUUUCUUCUCUGUAUACGUAACAGACACUAGUACACCACUGUACAGGAACUCAGAACCUUUUCAGUCCAAUUACUUUUCUUAUUUAUGGCACAAAAAAAAUCAAAUAUAAGCUAAAAA
Arabidopsis lyrata subsp. lyrata is the source of this 1685-nucleotide messenger RNA. RefSeq names its product GTP 3',8-cyclase, mitochondrial. Gene Ontology annotation, biological process: Mo-molybdopterin cofactor biosynthetic process. Gene Ontology annotation, molecular function: 4 iron, 4 sulfur cluster binding; cyclic pyranopterin monophosphate synthase activity; metal ion binding. The record is from RefSeq and is a predicted model, not a curated record. Bases 251 to 1426 code for a protein of 391 amino acids. The transcript is spliced from 7 exons. NCBI's taxonomy places the organism in Eukaryota, Viridiplantae, Streptophyta, Magnoliopsida, Brassicales, Brassicaceae.